CAAACCUUUUCAAGUGGCAGAUUGGUGCAAGAUUUAAAAACUGUUUAUAAAAGCUCAAGCCUUUGUUAACAACAGGAGGAAAAUGCAACGCAUAUUCAUCGUAUUUAAAAUAUACACAGACCUCAAGUGGAGACCUAUAUUAAGAUUGUCAGAGUUUGUGGCGAUUAAUGCUGAGUAGACAAGGUUGAUUAUUAGUAUUUUAAAAUUUUGAAAAAAUUUAAUAACGAUAAAGGACACUCUCGACUUGAAAGAAAAAAAAUGUGAGCUCAUAUAGUAAUAGUUAGUGAAAUACUAAGAAGCAUCAUGGAUUUUUUUUGUGAAUAUGUCCAUAAAAACAAUCAAUGGUCUUGAUGGUUGAACACCGAUGAUGGUUCUGAUGUUACAAAAAUUACGGGACUGGCGUGUGAGGAUAACAAAUAGGCAUUGAAACUUUUAAGGGAUUCUCGUUAAGCACCAAAUGGUGUAAUAAGAAAGUGCAAAGUAGGGCAUUACUGUAGAAAAG
Messenger RNA from Nezara viridula (southern green stink bug), 502 nucleotides. The record is from the annotation of a GenBank genome assembly. Lineage: Eukaryota; Metazoa; Arthropoda; Insecta; Hemiptera; Pentatomidae.